This is a messenger RNA of Marchantia polymorpha subsp. ruderalis, 3665 nucleotides long. Lineage: Eukaryota; Viridiplantae; Streptophyta; Marchantiopsida; Marchantiales; Marchantiaceae. The record is from the annotation of a GenBank genome assembly.
GCUCAUCUACCCAGGAGCCGUAGUUAGCCUCCAUUAAUUACAGAGCAUUUGUCAACGGGACGAGUUCACGAGUCCUUCACGUGACGAAGUUCCUUUUCAUUGUGGGUUCUCCCGCUCACCCGAUGGCAAGUGUCUCAGUUGUAGAGCCCGCCUUGCCCAAAUUGCCGAUUCCGAGGGUCGUCGCUAAAUCCGACGUCUGCAGUCGUCCCCGGCUUUCAUCCGCAAUGGCUGACCAUGGACCUCGACAUUCCAAUCUUUCGGACUGACAGCGAGUUUUCAACCCUCUUGCGUGGGGUCAUGCAUCCUGAGAUUCUGGGGUGCCAAUGUCAAACCUGGAGGAGUGGAUUCUGUGGAUGGCAAAGCGACAACUAUUUCUAUUACAAGAGCGGGAGGGCUCACGGAAGAAAGGAGGCGCUUCCCGAAUCAAAUGUCAAGUCGUUAUUGGGGGUUUCCACUUCCAGGCUGCCCUGUCCACUAGUGCUGCUGUAAAAUAGCACGAGUACAUUCUGGACUGGAGAAAAUUGGAUUCUGAGCUUGUGAACUCAUGUCUAAUACUCCUCGCCCAGGUCUAUUUGGAAGAUGUUGGGAGCUGGCUAGUUCAUGCAUGCCCGUGAUAGUGAGCUCACUCCUCGAACAGAUUUUAUUGUCUCGUGCGAGAAUAGAAUGGUGAACUUUUUUAUCCACAACUAAAUCCGUCGGUUCUGGUGAACCUCAUCUGCUUCCGGUAAAACCUCCGCCCUCGCUCCGAGAGCACAUCAAAACCAGCUGAAGCUUACCAUGAUAUCAGUCUUGCAACUCACUCGCUCCCUGUCAACGCCUCUGGGGCUGCGGGUUUAGAAGCCGAGCGUGCAGAGAGUCGAGCAAUCCAGUCCCUAAGUUCGAGUGUUAGGAGUUUACAGGUUAGAGCUUUAGGCUUCCUUCCUACACUAGAGAGCAAUCUACUCUCGAUCUCUGCAUGCACUCACUUCGCCCCUACGAUCAAUAGCAGUGUUUAUUGUGAUCUAAAGACGCUCUCUGGUCGUCAUUCGAUCAUAGCUCCUCAGCGUGCAGUUGACGUUGGAUCCUGGCCCUCGCAGCAAGUAUCUUAUCUACAUACUCGACUGCAGCUGUAGUUUCUACCUCCAUACUUUCCGAGGAGGAGACGAGAUUUUGAAUACCGAGUUCUAGUUCUAGUUCUAGUCCUAGGCCUUAUUCGUUUAGAUUUCUUCUUUUUUGGAGGUUUGGCUACAGCCACAUGCUGGCAAGGCCGAUUGGGAAGAAAAAUCAGGAUAAGACAACCGAUCAGACACCCUCCGCCAAUUUUGAUCUCUCCUCGUUCACUUCUUAUUCCUGAGACUCUAGAUUUUUGUCAUACAGCCGCUGCCGUACAGACUCUCUUCUCAAAACGCCCGACAACGUCGUUGUCUAGUCUGACAGUCUGAGUACAUUGGUGUCUAGAAAGCCAGCUACAAAUUGCAGAUCUUCCUCAGGAUUCGACAGUAUAUCUGGACCUGCUGCGCCUUCCAGAUUCACUCUCGAAGUCAAUUCGACUCACGACAAUACCAAACAAGAAUUCGAAGAUGGUGCACUACGCCUUAAGCGAGGAGUUCCGCAGCGAGUUCAACUUUAUGUGCCUGGACACUUUGAUUCCACAUGCCAAGCCGGGUGAUGUCGUCGUCCCUCCAUUCACAGGCGAAGAGCUCCAAGCUGAAGCCUUGCACUGGCUCAGCAUGUUCACCCAUUGGGCUGUCCAACAGGGUUUGUCUGCAGACCACACCGUUCUCAUGGCCUCGACCCACGUCAAAUAUGUGCUCACCAGCUACCAGGUCUCCACAUGGAGUGACUUCAUCCACGAUUUCUUCAAUUACUACCAUCUUGAAGGAGAUGUUCGCUUCGCACAAUGGUAUUGGAGAAGGGCAGCCAAUGUACAAGUCAUCUGGUUCUCUUACAGGGAGCUGAGAGCUUGCACGAACAACUUCUCGGAGCUGAAGCUCGUCAGCAGUGGGAAGGUAGGCCGAGUGUACCAAGGCUUCAUGUUCGAUGACCAAAAGGUGGCUGUGAAGAAGUACAAGGACGUGAAAGGACAUUCUUUAGGAGAGGUUCUGUACGAAGUGUUUCUUCACCGCAGCCUGCCGAAGUCGCAAAACCUUGUCCGACUCAUCGGCUUCUCUUCCUACGAACAAGACCCCCUUUUAGUGUACGAGUACGUUCCAGGGGGCAACUUGGAGCAGCAUCUGCAGGGAAAAGUCGGAGGAGAGAAGCUCACCUGGGACCAGCGACUCACCAUCGCCAUCGACGUAGCCAGCGCCGUUACUCAGCUUCACUACAAUAGCAAGUUCCCCAUCUACCACAGAGACGUGAAAUCUUCCAACAUUCUUCUCGACAACCACAAGCGUGCCAAGUUGGCAGAUUUCGGCAUCGCCGCCGCUGUUUCACACGAGAAGCAGCGAACUCACUGCCACACCAAAGUCAAAGGCUCUCGUGGAUACACAGAUCCCGCUUAUGAGAGCUCUGGGAAGCUUACUGACACCACCGAUGUGUAUAGCUUUGGAGUUGUUCUCAUGGAACUCGUGACAGGGCUCAGAGCCGGCGAGCCCAGUCGAUCGAAAACCUUCCUCCCAGACCUCGUGAACGAAAUGUCAUGCCUGGGACUCUUGGAAGAGAUCGUGGAUCAGGCCAUCUGGUGUCCAUGCAGCGAAGAUCCGAGGAACCAGUGCAAGGAUUGCUUGAGGGCUUUCGUCGAGGAGGUUGUGGAACUUGCACUGAAAUGCUGCGGCAAGGAACCUACCAAACGACCCAACAUCAAUGAGGUCAAUGAGAAAUUGAAAAGCAUUCAGUUGGAGCAGAAGAUGGGUAAGGUGAAAAUCUCGGAGAGAAGCGACCGCGAUUCUCGUGAGAGAUCACGAAGGAUCAGACACUAGUUUCCGACGGUGGCCUGGCUUCAUAUUUGUUAAAAAUGGAAGACCUCCUGAUUCAGGCUCAUCGUUCCGUGGAAAGAGAAGGUUCUCAUAGAAGCUCAUGCGAGUUGAUACAAGGCGAAGAUGAUCGAGUCGAGCAUUCUGUGAUUUAAGUUAUACUUUAUUCUCGACCCCUCUUCAGUUAUACAUGCACACAAGGCAGUGCAGAUCGGGGUAACCGUCGCGUCUCCAACCUUCUUCCACCGCCCCAAGUCUCCUUCGAGGAAUUUCAGGAGGAAGGCAGAAAUUUCAGGAGAUAGUCGAGACUUACGCUUCCUCCAUGGAGCUAAUCAUGAGCCGAUUGCAUCCAUGCGAUUGGCUAGCAAGAUCAGAAGUCUUUCCCGAUUCAUACGACGGACAGAAGCGCUCAGAUUUUCUCGCUAGAACCAACCGACACUGAAUCAAGUAUAUACAUAUGUAUAGACAGCGCUUCUUAAUCUAGCUAGUUCUGGAAGCCUUAGUGGUACCUUCUAGCUAUGCCGCUUUAUUCACUAUCAAACGACACCGUGCUCAGCCGCCCAUCGAGAGCCGGGUGGCCAAAUAUUCCGAAGGAAUUGUUGGCCGCUUUAUAGGCAUUCAGUCCAUCAGAUGAGAUCUUAGAAGUAAAUUGGGAACAAGCUUAUACCAAUGUGGUCAAAUACCACUACUAGGAUUAUGUUUAUAUUCACCUGAUUAAUCGGGUGACUUGUACAAUAAGGCAUAGUAUGUCAUCGAACUCAAUAAACCGAC